GCUGUGGGGGGGAUAGUUGAUAAAACGGAGAGGUUUAGGUUGCUAGGACCUGGUUACUAGGGAGCUUCAUCCUGGACCCUUCUCUUCCACCGUCCCAUUGUGAUCCCAACCACCUGCUCCAUUAUGAUGCAGGCCUUCUCACUCCCUCACUAGGGAAGUCUGCUUCCUAGUAUGUGGGGGCAAUGGGGCCCAGGUAGUCCUAGGACCCCAGGUCAUGGGUGAACAAGUCUACCACGGAGCCCAACCAUGCUCUGGCACCAACCUCAGGAGAUGCCAGGAUUUAGGAGAUUCAAUUCUGCUGAUUCUGGGCAGCUUCAUCUUGCUCAACGUGGGAAUCAAUGUGGUGACUCUGCUCUGGAAGCAUCUGAAGAACUCACUGCGGAUUCUUUUCCAUCACUUUUUCCCCAAAGACAAACUAGACGCUGGUCUGAGCAGUCGCUCCAUAUACAUGCGCUCAAGGAUGCCUUCCCGAUUUCAUGGCCCCGGUUUCCUCCUGGGGCGUCUCAGUCACUUGGACUCUUGGAUACCAGACACAAAUGACGAGAACGUUUCUAGGAGCUGCUGGAUGCCACCCCAGUGUGGACAUGGCAGAGCUCCUAUAGAAGAUCCGUGGGCACUGUGGAAAGAGGAACUGCUGGGAGCUGGGGAAGCCCCUCAGGCCACAGUCAUGAAGACUCAGACGUCUUUGUUUUUCAGGUCAGAGGUUUCUCCCCAGAUUCCAAAGAUAUGCCAGCUGACCACGAACAUACUUCCACCUUCCUCACCCCAGGAGAACAAGACUAAGUCAGAUGACAGCCCACCCCACACUCUGGCCCAGGCCCUAACCUCUUCCUCAACCAACUCUCAACAGCUCCCCUCCACUCAGUCCCAGACUCAGCCUUCAGAAUGCACUCAGUUAAGGGCACAGGGCCUUGAGUAUACCUCAGCCCAGACCCCACCAGCCCACGCACCAGAUUUUACCUCAGCUCCUAUCCCAGCCCUCAGUGAAGGCCCAAUACCAGCCAAGACUCUACCCCCAGCCCCCACCCUGUCCCAUCCCCCAGUCCAGGCCCCAACCCAUAGUCAAACCCAUACCUUCGAUCAGGCCCAGUCCCAGAGCCUGCCCCCUAUCACACUCCAGGGGCCAGCCCACAACCCUGAGCAAACCUCAGCCCACACAUCACCUCAACUACCAAUCCAGGCUCCUGCUGAUGCUUCCUUCCAAUCCCAAGGCCAUGACCCAGUCCAAAUCCUAGUACACACCUUGACCCAACCCCACGCUGAAGGACCUGAGCAAACAUCUCCAGCCUCAGCACAUGGGCCAUCCCAUUCCCUACUUCCCUCGUGUGCCCAUACCCCAGUGCCUAGCCCAACCUCUGCCCCAGCCCCUUGUGGUCUGGCCCCUGUCCCAGCCUGUGCCCCAGAUCCUGCUCUAGCGCUGUCUAUGACCAUGACGACUUCCCAAGCCUCUGCUCAAGUCCCUGUCACCACCUCUACCCCUGCCCUACCUCCUGUUCCUUCUAUGCUGACUUCCUUUUACCCCCACCUCUCCACUGGCCAUACGGUUUAUGAUGCUCGCCAAGUAAAGCAGAAUGUCUCCUGUAAGUACAGCUCCCAAAGCUCGAGGUGUUUCAGGAAGGACUUGAACAUCUCCAGGCCCCAUGAAGUGAAGGGUCUGGUAAAUUCUGGCACUGCUAAACAAGCACAAAAGCAGCAUGGGGAAGACAGUGCUGAGCAUCCCGCCGGCUCUAUACUUGGUUACAUGGAGUUGGGGAACAUGGAAUGGAAGAUCUCAGAUAAUGCCAAAGAUAAGUUUUCCCAGCCCAAGACCUUCCCUUUCUGCAGCUUUCAUCCUUGCUGUUCUGAGAGCCAAGACAGAGACUCCCAGGCACCAGUCUACCCCAAAUUCCUGGUCUACACACAGGAUGUCACUCCUUCUAAGCCUUGUUUUCAUUCUCCAAGCACUGCUCAGUACAAACUGCCCCCCACGCCCCCACAGUGUACUCUUGCUCUGCCUCUUGUUUCUCCCAGAACAUUUGUGCUUCCUCAAUCUACCCUUCAGAAGCCCCCCAACCUAGCGCAAACCCCUGCCUUUCUCUCAGCCUCCAAGUCUCCUCAGGCUGCUCACUUCUCUAUCCCUCCUCAGUUCUCCACUAUUUCACAAACCUUAGUCCAACCCCUAAACCCUGAGAAUCAAAACUUUAACCAAGACUUUGGCCUUCAAACAACCCCAAUCCUUGUCAACGAUUCUGGAGUUCCCAGGAACUCAAGUCUUACCCAAGAUCCAGGACUCCAGAAGAACCCAAGCCUUAACAAAGAUCCAGGACUCCAGAAGAACCCAAGCCUUAACAAAGAUCCAGGACUCCAGAAGAACCCAAGUCUUAACAAAGAUCCAGGACUCCAGAAGAACCCAAACCUUAACAAAGAUCCAGGACUCCAGAAGAACCCAAGCCUUAACAAAGAUCCAGGACUCCAGAAGAACCCAACAUUUGCCCCAAAUCCAGAACACCAGAAGAACCCAGGCCUUGCCUCAAAUCCAGGAAUCCAGAAGAACCCAGAUCUUGCCCCAAAUUCAGGACUCCAGAAGAACCCAGGCCUUUUCCCAAAUCCAGGAAUCCAGAAGAACCCAGCCUUUGCCCAAAAUCCAGAACACCAGAAGAACCCAGGCCUUGCCCCAAAUCCAUACCUCCACAAGAACUCAGGUUACUAUAAGCUUCCAAGCUGUGUUCAAGAGUCUUACCUCUGCAUGAAUCCAAGCAAUUCCCAAGACGCUUGCCUUCAAAAGAAUCUAGCUAUCACUCAAGAUUUCAGCCUAAGGAGUUCAGAUGCUGGUGUUCUUAGGAACUUAGGUUUCCUGCAGCCUUCCAGCCUCCACAGGAAUAUAAUAUUCAAUGAAACAUCUGGUCCGAGGACUUUGAGUUUUAUGCAAGACUCUGUCAUCUACAGAAAUGUUGCGUUAAACCAAGACACUGUAAUCAACAAAAAUAAAGGUGUCUCCCUAGUAACUGACCAAAAGAGGCCAGACCCCCUUCAAGAUUCUGGAGGUAACAAUGGUUUAGGAAAUGUACAACAUCCAGGAGUCUGCAAGAGUGUAAACCUGACUCAAGACACUAGACCACAGAAGAUCCCGAGCCAUACCCAAGACCCUGAAAUUAAUAAAAACUCUGGACUUACCCAAGAAUCUAGUUCCCCCAAGAGCCCAGGUCUUGUCCAAACCUCUUGCCUCCAUAAGAGCUCAGGUCUCACACAAGACUCAGGAGACAACAAGAAUUUAAGCCUUACCCAGGCUCCUGGAAUCUACAGAGUCCCAGCUCUAAACCAAGACACUGGCUCCCACAACAGUCUUGGCCUAAUCAAUGUCACCACAGCAGAAAAACGAUCAGACCUUAACCAAGAUGUUGGCGUUUACAGUUCAGAAUACGGCCAAGAUCCUAACCUUCAGGAGUACCCAGCAAUUGAUCAAGAUUCUGGCUGUCAGCAGGACCCAGCACUUGGCCAAGGCUCUGGCUUCAAGACUCCAGGCCUUACCCAGAAAGCUGGCCUCUGUAAGGACUCAGGCCUUAUCCCAGACUCUGGCCUCAACAAAAAAACAAGCUUUGCUCCAGGUACUGAUUCUGCCCAAGUCAUGGGCCCAUUUCAAACACUAAAACUGACAUCUUCCCCAGUGGAAUCCCUUGAAGGUAAGGUGACUUCUCAGAAGGACAUUACAGAGCAGCAUGUGUCCUGCACUUCUGUCCCAGUCAACCAAAGUUCCUGCCCUUCCAAGGACCAAGUGCUCUCCCCUGACCUGAAAACUUUUUCAGAGGUCCCUGUCCUGAUUGAGCUACAGCCUCCCUCCCGACGGCUAGACAGCCAAGACUGGGUAUACCACACCGUAGACACAGCUGUUUCGACCUGCCAGAAGUAUCGCCAGAUGUCUGUACCUCCCCAACUCGGCCAGAAGUCCCAUUGCCCAGGACCAGGCACCCGGACAGGUCACGUGGUCUUUGAUGCCCGCCAGAAACAGUUAGUAACUAGCAGGGAAAAGUGCGAAGCUCUGUCUUCCAGGCGCCCUCGUCCAGAAGCACCCCAAAACUCAAGGCGACCCAGAAGGAAUGGGGAUAUCAAAAUGUGAUGAGGACCUUGGACAAUGAGGGGGCAAAUAAGCAUCGGAAAUAAAGAGGCAAGAGAA
Alexandromys fortis (reed vole) is the source of this 4150-nucleotide messenger RNA. It is a transcript of the gene Spem3, whose product is annotated as SPEM family member 3. Gene Ontology annotation, biological process: sperm individualization; flagellated sperm motility. Lineage: Eukaryota; Metazoa; Chordata; Mammalia; Rodentia; Cricetidae. The record is from RefSeq and is a predicted model, not a curated record. Gene Ontology annotation, cellular component: cytoplasm.